CUUAGCACCCGUAACCUUAAGAACUGCCUCCGCCUAGCAAAGAAACUAGAUAAUAAAAGAAUUAGCCCUUAUAAGAUUAUAGAAGCUAUUCUAGCCUUCUACCCCUACGUAUAUAAGCUCUUACUCCCCUUGUCCUUUAAACUUAGUACUAACACCUUCUACGUCUCCCUACUUACGCCUAUCGCUAACGAUCCCCUACCGAUAUAG
Messenger RNA from Aureobasidium pullulans EXF-150, 207 nucleotides. RefSeq lists its product as uncharacterized. The record is from RefSeq and is a predicted model, not a curated record. The annotation marks the transcript as partial. The transcript has a single exon. Lineage: Eukaryota; Fungi; Ascomycota; Dothideomycetes; Dothideales; Saccotheciaceae.